UGAUUUAUCGUAAGUGUUCGACUGUACAUAUUGUUCGGAACAAAUUUACAAGGGAGCGAGUGAUUACGAACGAUAGACGUUUGUAGAUUUUGCUAUGCAGCACGAUCAAACGCUAGUUAUUUUGGGAGUUUUACAUUUGUGCGAAUAAUUGAAUAUUGUUGUUGAUGUCGAGGGAAUACUAGUUUAUUAAGUACGGAGUCCAUCCAUCUGAAUAUCGAUGUCUCCAACCACAGUUGCAGAUUCAACAAAGGACGUGGACGCACGAAAGUUAGCUCAGAGAAAGACUAACAAGCCGCUGAUCGAAAAGCGUCGCCGGGCUCGGAUCAACGACUGCUUGACUCAGCUGAAGACCAUAGUGCUUGGCUCCAGCGAACAACAAGCCGGUCGCACAUCCAAGUUGGAGAAGGCGGACAUUCUGGAAAUGACAGUGGAGUUCGUGAAAUCACGAUUGAACAAAACUACGGGCUCCAUGGUACCUAACUCUCUUCAAUCAAGUGACACGUCAAUCAAGUGUGAUGCCACGUAUGUUGCCGGCUACUCGGAAUGCCUCUCCGAGAUCUCCCGGUUUCUAGAACAAACUCUUUCAAAUAAUACCACCUUAAAAGAAAAACUAGAACGUCAUAUUUGUGAUAAAUUAAAUUCGAAUAGUGUUACCAAUCUUUCUGAUGCGCACUCUAAGAGCAAUAACGAAGUCUGUCACACAUCACAAGAACAUUCCGUGUCAUCUGACUGCGAUGAAGUGAAUGAUUUUAGGACAAAUGGAUCACAUGUAUCAAAUGAGAAAAACACAGAGGAGCUGAUAGGUUCAAACGGCUUGCCGACUCACACUAAAACCACCGAUCAACAGGUAACUGCAACAGGACAAGAUUGGCAGUAUGGGCAGCCUUUGGGAUGGCUGUAUGGGAAUCAGGUGGUGUUGAUACCACUUCCGUCUCCAUUUUUCGAGCAUAUCAAACAACAUCAAACCUUCAGACAAAUCCUACCCCUAUCUAACAACGCAUGUUUUCCAGGAAAUUCUCAAAGAAUGUCAACGUUUCCAACACAAAGUACCCUAUCUCCGACAAUCGUGUGCUCAGAACGCGCCAAUGAGGUUUUGGCGUUUUCAACACCAAAUGCUCAACAUCAAGAUAUGAAUAACUUGGACUUGACCCAAUGUGUCGCAGUGUGUUCAACCCCAAACGGACCAUCUGACAGAACCAGUACCCCACCACUUGCACAAGGAUUUGUUUGUUCUACAAUUGCUCCAGUUUGUUUGACCUUGCAACCUCACACUGCGCAUACGAUUUGCGCGGAUACGAUACCUUACUGGCGACCAUGGUGAUCAUAUUGUUUAUGCGUGUUUGUGUCUGAACAUUCUGUGAUAGGAUCUGAUAUGAAAUAUAUAUUGAUUUUGAUAUUUUGAUAUAAAGCAAACAUUUUGCUAAAACAUUUUGCUAUAAAGUUUGUAUUUAUUAAUAAAGCUAACCAGACUCAA
Messenger RNA from Dreissena polymorpha, 1474 nucleotides. RefSeq lists its product as uncharacterized. Gene Ontology annotation, biological process: anterior/posterior pattern specification; regulation of transcription by RNA polymerase II; regulation of neurogenesis. Bases 218 to 1321 code for a protein of 367 amino acids. The record is from RefSeq and is a predicted model, not a curated record. Gene Ontology annotation, molecular function: protein dimerization activity; DNA-binding transcription factor activity, RNA polymerase II-specific; RNA polymerase II cis-regulatory region sequence-specific DNA binding. Gene Ontology annotation, cellular component: nucleus. NCBI's taxonomy places the organism in Eukaryota, Metazoa, Mollusca, Bivalvia, Myida, Dreissenidae. The transcript has 5 exons.